Messenger RNA from Triticum turgidum subsp. durum (durum wheat), 942 nucleotides. Lineage: Eukaryota; Viridiplantae; Streptophyta; Magnoliopsida; Poales; Poaceae. The record is from the annotation of a GenBank genome assembly.
AUGCUCCGGCCGGCGACCUCUCUCUCUGUGGCUGCGCCCACGCUCCCUACCAUCUCCCGCCUCGGCCGUGGCGCGGCUCCGCCUCUCAGGGGCAGAAGGUCGGGCACCACCGUGCGCGCGCGCAUGCCGCUGGAGCAGCAGCAGGUAACGCUGCCGUCGCUGGCGCACCGGGAGGUAGCGCGAGCGCUGGCAGCCGAGGCGGCAGCAGCCGUGCCGCUGCUGCCCUCGGCUGUGCCCGUCGACGUAGCCGACUUCCGGAACAGCGCUGGGACCGCCGUCGGCACGCUGGACGUGCGCCGAGGCGAGCCUGCCUCGUCGAUUGAUUUCAUGCUGCACUCAUCACUUCACUGCAAAGUCCCAAAUGGCGCAAUUGACAUUACGUCGGUCCUUAUUUUCCUAAAUGCCUUGACGGAUGCACCACAUUUCCUCAUGGAGUUCAUACAAGGCAGCCAAACUUCAAUGGUUGUGAUUCUUGAUCUGCUCCCACGGAAAGACCUCGCGCUCCACCCGGAGUACCUCCAAAAGUACUAUGAACAUACUCACUUGGACAAGCAACGUGAGAAGAUCGAAGAAUUGCCACAAACCCGUCCAUACCGGUCGCCAUCGCUCUUUGUGCGCAGCGCAUGUUCUCCAACAGCGGUGUCGGUCACCAUCGACUGCGGGCAAGGAGGGGAGGGUACCUUGGAAGAGAUAGUGUGUGGUCAUCUGGCAUCAGCUGUGAAGGAGGUUCUUCAAAUCUGGGUUCAUAGUUGUGCUCGUGACACCUCCGAAAUGGAAGAGGCCGAGAGGGAGAUCAUGAUCAAGAGGGACCAAGCUGUAAGAUCGAAAUCAAUCGAGGUCGACCUAACUGCAAAUUUGCCUAGGAUGUUUGGUCCCGAUGUGUCUGGCCACAUCAUUGCUGAAAUCCGUAAGGCCUUUGGGGUACAACUACAAGAGGCCUAG